UACGUGUAAUUAUACACUUGAAGCCAAUAAAAGUUUUGACUUCUCUUUCUUCAUGAAAUCUGUCCAAGUUCAUGGCAAUUCACUCUCAUUUUCUUAUGCGUGUCAAAACCCAGAUAACUUGAUUUACAAUUGUCUAAAUUCUUCAUCUUCUUCUAUGACUCACAUGUUAAGAAAUUCCUAUAAAUAGCCAUUGAAACUCCAAUGUUCUUCAAGCUAAAAACCAAUUAAUAUUCUGAUUGUAUUUAAUUACAAGCUUAAUUUGUUUGCCCUCUCUAUUUAUUUCCUUGAUUUUUCACCAUUAAUGGAUACCCAUUUUCUCUCUCCUCCAUUCUACCACCGCGGAGCCACCCAUUGGCCGCCGCCGAGCCACCACCUUCUGCCGUCAAAUCCAGCCACCACCUCCAACUCGGUGCCACCUGCUUCCUGUUGCCGAGUCCACCUUGCCGGCAACAUCUCUGGUUGAUGUUGCACCGUGUUGUUGCUGCUAUUAUGCCUUCAAUUGUCUCUUAUUAUGUAAGCUUCUUCCAAUCUUCCCUGCUUCUUGGUUCCAAGUUUCCAAAAAUCCAAAUUACGGAGUAUAAUAUGAGGUCUAAAUAUAUGUUAAAAGCCCAUUUUAUUGUUUUCUAAAAGCCCAAAAGUUUCUUAAUUCCUACUGUUACACGUUUCUUAUUCAUUUGAUACCAAAGUUUUAAAUUUUAUUUUACAAAAGUUAAACUAAGAUUUCUACCAUUACUCAUUUACUCCAUAAGGAGCACCAUUUAUAAAAAGGGUUGACUACUCUUAAGAGUAUGUGGUAUUUUGGAUACAUGUGUUAUAUUUUGGAUACAUGUGUUUUAUUAAGUUGCUAACGAGUGAUAAUUCUAUUGUUAUGAUUCUAUUACGGGGAAUUGAGAAUGGUUAAAAGUGAUGGAACUUAUGAAAUAUCGUUACCGGAGCCUAAGUAAGCAGUUAAGGAAAAACAAUCGAGGUAAUUUUUAUGUCCAGCGCUUAUGUAUAUGCUCGUAUAAUGUUUUAAGGUGUAAUCUUUAUGUCCAUCAUUUAUGUUUAUGCCCGUAUGUGUAUUAUGUGAGACUAUAUGAUUAUUAUGUGAUUUAUGUGCUAAUGACAUGAUGUAUGAUUUAAAUUUUAUAAGUACGAUUAUGAUAAUAUUUUAUUAUUUCAUGAUGUUAAAAACGUUGUUCGGGAAUAAUUAUGAUAUUUAUAAAGUUAUUUUAAAGAAAGACGAUAUUGUUUUUGUCAGCAUGGAUAAGUGAACUAAACUAGUAAAUGGGCAAGUUACAGGUGGAGGCAAGUUAAAGUCAAAGUCAAAGUUAAAGUUAAAGGGAAACUGUUCCCCCCUAAAUGAUGUAAGAAAAGUCCCGCCAAAGUCUGUACUUGCCAAUGAGCUGUAAAGGAAAUGAUUCCUUGCCAACACAGUUUUCAAGACAACGAGAUUAAGUUAGUUAUUUCCGAACAAUAAAUGCUAAUGAUUGAUAUGUGCAAAAUGAUUUUCAAAAUAAAACCGUUUUGACGGGCUGGAGUAGUAUUACUGAGUUUUCCACUCAUUUUUGGAAUUUUUCUGUGUUUUUUUUUCCUGUUUUCUAUUCAUAUGACGAUGUACAGGUUUGAUUAAGGAGCUCGAGUUGCUCAAGUCAAAGUUAUUACUGGAGUCGGUACUUUAUUAUGGAGAUUUUGAGACGAGAAAUUAUUUAUUAUGGAAAUCCUAUUAUUGGGUUUUUUAUUAUGAGAAUAAAGAAUUAUAUUUAUUUUGGGAAUAUUGUAUUAUUUGUGGAAUGUUAUUAAGGAUUAUUUUAUUUGUGGGCCCAUAACCCACAGGUACCAAGAUUAUUUUAUGCCUAAUUCCGUUACUAAUGAUCAGUUAAGUACGAUUAUUACCGAUAAUUAAGGUACCGAAAAGUCGGAGCGUUACAGAAAGGCUCUCCACUUUUCUUUUGAGCUAGGUUAUAUUGACAUGGUGAUAUAGAUUUUAUGGACAAAUGUCUAUUUUGGUGUUCGUGGGAACAAGAAGAAGAAAUGAAACUAAUUAAGGUAUGCUCUAGAAGUCAUGUACCAGUGAAAAAACAUGAAUCCUGGGACAAAGAUUUGCCUCCAAACUCAAGAUUUUCGCAUCAUAAAUCCAAGUUUGAAAUUGAGAAAAAAUGUAUGCGUUACUGAACUUGAUUUCUUAGUCUCAGACAAUAAGAAAAUUAAGGUGUUAGCUUUAAAAUUGAAUAACUUCAGCUUCACUCACAUAAGAUUUCAUUGAAAAGGGUUUGUUUUUGGCCUUUUGCUCACCUAAGGUGCCUUGUCUUUCUGGAUGAGGCCCGAACUUAUUGGAUACCUACACUAGUGGAAAAAACCCCUGUUGUAGCCCCCUUGUUGAGGGGGGCAUAUAUAAGUGAGCCUCAAUAACCCCUUAGUCAACGCGGGUCAAAAGUUUAAGCAUGUGGUUGGGGCGGGCUUUUGUUAUGUUCGCUUCUACAGAACCUGUUGAAGGGGGCUUUAAGUUGCCCGCCUCAAUAGGUAGUAUUCUAAAGGGGCGGGCUUCCCGUUGUUCGCUUCAAUAGAUAUUCACAAAAUUUUAAAUCAACUGAAACACACCGCCAAAGAGAUAACACACAAUCCCCAAAUCUGUAUUCGAAGCAAGAACCUUCCACCGCUCCUCACCGCGCGCUCCUCACCGCUCCUCACCUCCUCUUCACCGCGCGGCUCCACCACCACCACCACCUUCCUCGCCUCCUCUUCCAUAACAGUCGCCGCCGACCGUCGUCUUGCCUAUCUCGGUUGACUCUGUUUAACACAGUGACGCAAUAUAUCAAGGUUAGUUUAUAAUUGAUUCUUGUUUUGCUUGGUCUUAAAAUUCAGUUUCUCUUCAAUUAGUUGAGCAUAAUGAGUUGAUUAUGCAGAGAAUUUAGGCUAAUGUUCUAAUAUUGGAUGAAUUUACAAAUUAGGGUUUGAUAUUUAUGGUUUGGAUGUUUUGGAUGUUUUCCCCCACCAGAUGUGUGAGGAUUUGAUUUUUAAAUUGGUUGGUCAUGAGCUUGAAGAUAUAUCUAUACUCGAUAUUAAGCCUUGGGUAAUGCAUGCUGAAGUUGCUGAGAAGUUUUUGUCCUUUGAAAACCAAGUUUUUCUAGCUGGUGAUGCCGCUCAUCGUUUUCCUCCAGCCGGUGGAUUUGGCAUAAUUACUGGGAUUCAGGAUGCUCAAAAUCUUGCUUGGAAGCUGGCUGCAGUUGUCAACGAUUGCCAUAUUUAACACUGCACUCAGUGUUCAGAACUUCAGAGCAGCCAUGGAAGUCCCUGCUGCCCUUAGACUUGAUCCUACAGUUGCAAAUUCAGGUGCUCAAACUUCAAUUGACUCGACAUUCCCAACCAACUACUUUUAACUUCCUUAUUCGUCAUUUUUCUAUUGUUGUUAGUCACAUCUCAUCAGUUG
Messenger RNA from Spinacia oleracea (spinach), 3409 nucleotides. RefSeq lists its product as uncharacterized. The transcript has 3 exons. Gene Ontology annotation, molecular function: 3-demethoxyubiquinol 3-hydroxylase activity; FAD binding. Gene Ontology annotation, cellular component: mitochondrion. Gene Ontology annotation, biological process: ubiquinone biosynthetic process. Bases 2978 to 3229 code for a protein of 83 amino acids. The record is from RefSeq and is a predicted model, not a curated record. NCBI's taxonomy places the organism in Eukaryota, Viridiplantae, Streptophyta, Magnoliopsida, Caryophyllales, Amaranthaceae.